AAGCCGAGAUCUUCGCAGAGGGAAAAGUGCAACUAGUUUGGACCAGUUCGCUUGCCGUUACGGCGGAGCGUCUCGCGAAGGAUUGUGGGUGUCGGCCUCCUCACGUGAGGCUUGGAGAGGGAUUCCGGACGCAUUUGGUUUCUUUGAACAUUUAUUCAAUAAAACAUUUAAAAAUGUCAUCCAAACAAGAAAUAAUGAGUGACCAGCGGUUUAGGCGGGUUACAAAGGACCCAAGAUUUUGGGAAAUGCCAGAAAAGGAUCGAAAAGUCAAAAUUGACAAGAGAUUUCGAGCCAUGUUUCAUGACAAAAAGUUUAAGUUGAACUAUGCUGUGGAUAAAAGAGGGCGCCCCAUCAACCAUAGCACUACAGAGGACUUGAAACGUUUUUAUGACCUUUCAGAUUCUGAUUCUGAUCUCUCCGAUGAAGAUAGCAAAGAAUUUAAUCAAAAGAAAAUAAAGAAGAAAAAAAAACAGAUUAAAAAAGAAACAGAUUCAAAAAAUCUGGUUGAGGAGAAAAAGAAAGAAACCAAGAAAGUUAGAAUCCAAAAGGAUUCUGAAAAUAAAAAUGAUUUAAAUAAUUCUGAAAGAAUUCAGAAAAUGAAAAACUCAUGUAAAUUUAAGAUAGAGUCAAGUAGAAGUCAAAAGAACGAUAGUGAAGAAUUUACCCCAAAAAGCACAAGAGAGAAAAAAAACAUUGUUCAACAUAAUACAGACUCUUUUCCCAAAGGAAAACUGAGAACAGUAGACUCCAGCACCUCUGAAAUUGUGAAAUCUCCCAAGAUCAAGUGUUCUAAGACGAGAAGAGAAAUGCAGUCAGCUCCACACAUAAUGGCAAGAGACAGUGAUGGUUAUGAAAACUCAAUGGACAGUAAAAUGUUUGAAAAAGAUGCUCUGGAGGAAGAAGAUUCGGAAAGUGUUAGUGAAAUAGGAAGUGAUGAAGAAUCUGAAAAUGAAAUUACAGGUAUUGGUAAAGCUUCGGUUGAUGAUAGUGGAAAUGAAGAUGAUGAAGAUGAGGAGGAGGAUGAAGAUGAGGAUAGUGAGGAGGAGGAUGAAAGUGACAGUGGCCCUGAUCUUGCAAGGGGUAAAGGAAAUAUAGAAACUAGUUCUGAAGAUGAAGACGAUAUGGCAGAUUUGUUUCCAGAAGAAUCUGGUUUUGAACAUGCUUGGAGAGAAUUAGAUAAAGAUGCUCCUCGGGCUGAUGAGAUUACACAUCGAUUAGCAGUUUGUAACAUGGACUGGGAUAGAUUAAAGGCAAAAGAUUUGUUGGCUCUGUUCAAUUCAUUUAAACCUAAAGGAGGUGUUGUAUUUUCUGUAAAGAUAUAUCCUUCGGAGUUUGGAAAGGAGAGGAUGAAGGAAGAACAAGUUCAAGGACCAGUAGAGUUAUUAAGUAUUCCUGAAGAUGCCCCUGAAAAGGACUGGGCCUCUAGAGAAAAAUUGAGAGAUUAUCAGUUCAAACGACUGAAAUACUAUUAUGCAGUAGUAGACUGUGAUUCUCCUGAAACAGCCAGUAAAAUUUAUGAGGAUUGUGAUGGCCUGGAAUUUGAAAGUAGUUGUUCCUUCAUAGAUCUAAGGUUUAUACCAGAUGAUAUUACUUUUGAUGACGAGCCCAAAGAGGUAGCCUCAGAAGUGGAUCUGACAGCAUAUAAACCAAAAUAUUUCACAUCUGCUGCAAUGGGAACAUCAACGGUGGAGAUCACUUGGGAUGAGACUGAUCAUGAAAGAAUUACAACACUCAACAGGAAGUUUAAAAAGGAAGAGCUUUUGGAUAUGGAUUUUCAAGCCUACUUAGCUUCUUCUAGCGAAGAAGAGAUAGAAGAGGAGCUACAAGGUGGUGAUGGAGUCAAUGUAGAAGAAGACGGGAAAACAAAGAAAAGUCAGAAGGAUGAUGAGGAACAAAUUGCUAAAUAUAGGCAGCUCUUGCAGGUUAUUCAAGAAAAAGAAAAGAAAGGCAAAGAAAAUGAUAUGGAAAUGGAAAUUAAGUGGGUUCCAGGUCUUAAAGAAAGUGCAGAAGAGAUGGUCAAAAACAAAUUGGAAGGAAAGGAUAAACUGACCCCUUGGGAACAAUUUUUAGAGAAGAAGAAAGAGAAAAAAAGACUGAAAAAGAAACAGAAGGCUCUUGCUGAAGAGGCCAGUGAAGAUGAACUUCCUUCUGAUGUUGAUUUGAAUGACCCAUACUUUGCAGAAGAAGUUAAAAAAAUAGGUACAAAGAAAAAAUCAAUAAAAUCUGCAAAAGAUGGCUUAUCUCCAGAAGAAGAAAGUGAGAUAGAAAGACAAAAGGCUGAAAUGGCUUUGCUCGUGAUGGAUGAAGAGGAGGACAGCAAGAAACACUUCAAUUACAACAAGAUUGUUGAGCACCAGAAUCUGAGCAAAAAGAAGAAAAAACAGCUCAUGAAAAAGAAGGAAUUAUUAGAGGAUGACUUUGAGGUAAAUGUUGGUGAUGCACGGUUUCAGGCAAUGUAUACUUCCCACUUGUUCAACUUGGAUCCCUCAGAUCCUAAUUUCAAGAAAACAAAGGCUAUGGAAAAAAUCCUUGAGGAGAAAGCCCGGCAAAGAGAACAAAAAGAACAAGAACUUAUUCAGGCAAUAAAGCAAAAAGAGAGUGAGGUUCAAAAGGAAUCACAAAAGAAGUCCAUUGAUCCAGCCUUGUCAAUGCUAAUUAAAUCUGUAAAAAACAAAACAGAGCAGUUUCAAGCAAGAAAAAAACAAAAAGUCAAAUAACUUGAUAUUGUUUCUUUUUGGACUAAGAAUAUGUUCUCCUAAAGUAUACAGAAAUAGUAGAAGGAAUAGUUAUUGAGAACAAAGUUAGCUUUCAAGAAUAUAAAUAAAAUCUUACUGUGACCACAGUAAAAUAUUUCUCCAAAAAUAAUUGUUGUACCUAAUUGUGAAUGACUGACAGAUUUGUACUGUAUAUUCCCACAGAUUUAUUGUUAUUAAAUCAAAUUACCUUGAUUAUAGUAUUUAUAAAAUUUUUAUAGUUUACGAAGUUUAGUUCCAACUAGUAGAAAGUUACUCUAGCUUUUUUUAAAGGACUGUUUAUAAUUCUGUGUUAAAAUAGAGCGGUAUCUACUCUGGAGUCUGUGUAAAGGUUAGGGACAAUUUGAAAAUGUGUAUAUGUAAUACAUUAAUUUCUCUGGAAGCAGGAGGCAGAUUUAGAUAAUUUAUUUUUCUAGCCACAAAGGAUGGAAGCCAAGGACUUUCUUUAUAAUUUGGUCAUGUUUAAUAUGGUUUAUGAGUUAACUUGUAAAUAAAGGUGUAAAAUAUUUUA
Messenger RNA from Microcebus murinus (gray mouse lemur), 3264 nucleotides. RefSeq names its product ESF1 nucleolar pre-rRNA processing protein (gene ESF1). The record is from RefSeq and is a predicted model, not a curated record. Gene Ontology annotation, molecular function: RNA binding. Gene Ontology annotation, biological process: rRNA processing. Lineage: Eukaryota; Metazoa; Chordata; Mammalia; Primates; Cheirogaleidae. Gene Ontology annotation, cellular component: nucleus.